UGGCCGCCGCUGCGUUUUGAAUUCGUCGCUGUUUAUUUUGAGCAUUAUCUUGAUUUCACAGCUUUAACGCGGGUUAUCUUUGCUUGCAAAAUCAUCGAGAUUGUUCCGUUGCGUUAAAAGAUUGGAUCCAGUGCAUGGAAUGGCGUAGCACGUCCACAAGAUAGCCGAAAAGUGUCGAGCUUCCGCGUUGCUUUCGCAUCCGACAUGGGAUCUCAUUCUGCCGUGCGGAAAUUUGGUGCCUGUGUGCUUAUUAUAUUUGUGUGGGGCCAGUCUGAAGCAUUGUUUGCUGGUCACAUAAGAUGGUGUACGCUGAACGUCUAUGAGCAAGAAAAAUGUUCAGAUUUCAACAAGACCCUGAUUAAAGAAAGCUACAAGUUUGGAUUCAAUGCUUUUUCAGUGGAAUGUGUGCAGGGUUUCGACAGCAGCGAGUGUAUGCGGAUGGUGGACCAGGACCAGGCGGACCUGCUGGUCCUGGACCCGGGCCUCACCUUCAUUGCCGGUCGCUUCCAUAGCCUGGUCCCCAUCAUGCAAGAAGUGUAUGCAGACGGCGGGCGCGAGUACUACUCGGUGGCCGUGGUGAAGCGCGACUCGGACAUCCGGCGCCUGUCGGACAUCCGCGGCAAGAAGGCCUGCUUCUCGGGCGUCGGCAGCCUGGCCGGCUGGGUCAUGCCCAUCGCCAAGCUCAUGUCCAAGGGUGAGAUGAGCAUCGCCGACUGCAACAACCACGUCAAGUCUGUGUCGGAGUUUUUCGGGGAGAGCUGCGCCGUCGGAGCGCUGACCACCCAGUACAACCCGCUCGGCGACAACUCCAACAAGCUGUGUGACCUGUGCGGCGCCGAGCAGCCGGGCCAGAAGUGCACCGACGCCGACCCGUACGCCGGCACCGAGGGCCUGGGCCAGAACGGCUGCAAGUCCUGA
Pollicipes pollicipes is the source of this 918-nucleotide messenger RNA. RefSeq names its product melanotransferrin. Gene Ontology annotation, biological process: iron ion transport. The transcript has 7 exons. Gene Ontology annotation, cellular component: early endosome; recycling endosome; extracellular region. The record is from RefSeq and is a predicted model, not a curated record. Bases 205 to 918 code for a protein of 237 amino acids. NCBI's taxonomy places the organism in Eukaryota, Metazoa, Arthropoda, Thecostraca, Pollicipedomorpha, Pollicipedidae.